Messenger RNA from Trichoderma virens Gv29-8, 1797 nucleotides. RefSeq lists its product as uncharacterized. The transcript has a single exon. NCBI's taxonomy places the organism in Eukaryota, Fungi, Ascomycota, Sordariomycetes, Hypocreales, Hypocreaceae. The record is from RefSeq and is a predicted model, not a curated record. The coding region runs from base 1 to 1797 and encodes 598 amino acids.
AUGGCUCCCAGAAAUCACGAAUUCCUUGUAGAGGCUGAGUCGUUUGAUGAAUUCGGCGGCUGGGUUUUAGAUUCUCAAUUCGAGCUAGAGAUGGGAUCACCGUAUCUUCUGGCUCACGGAAAUGGAAAGCCAGUAGCAGAUGCAACAACCACAGUCAACGUUUCCGAAUCGGGAAAUUACAAUAUAUGGGUUCGUGCCAAGGAUUGGGUUCCCGAUCAUCACCCGGGUCGAUUCAACCUGAUUAUCAAUGGACAUGUCCUUGAUACAGUCUUUGGCGAAAAUGAUAAAGAUUGGAAUUGGCAAUUCGGAGGACGGGUAGAGCUUUUCUCGGGCUCAGUCAAGCUUGCGCUGCAUGACUUGACCGGAUUCUGCGGCCGCUGCGACGCUCUGUUCUUCAGUACUGGCGAUACUCCUCCUCCCGAGGCGGCCGACGAGACACACCGCUCAUGGCGAAGGCGUCUACGAGGACUUCCAAAUGAACCAGUCGAUGUAGGAACUUUUGAUGUUAUUGUAGUGGGUGGCGGAGUGCCUGGUAUCACUGCUGCUCUAACAUCGGCACGGUUAGGAGAGCGCGUGGCCCUGGUUCAUGAUCGUCCGUUUUUGGGCGGCAACGCGAGCCCAGAGAUUGGGCUACGUCCGCGAGGAAAGGUUGGGCGAAUUGUCGACGAAAUCUAUGAGCGUCAUGCGAAUGGUGAUUUAAUUGCGAUUCAGCUACUCCAGGCCGAGUCUAGAGCAAGUGUCUUCCUGGAGCAUACCGUAUACUCGGCUGCAACCGUCGAAGGGAAGAUUACCUCUGUUGAUGCCCGUGAUGCGAAGAGUGGACGUGAAAUCCGUCUCUCGGCACCCAAUUUCAUCGACUGCUCAGGAAAAGCCAUCCUGGGAGUUUUCGCAGGAGCGGAGACCUUGUUUGGCCGCGAAUCUAGGAACGAAUAUGGCGAAAGUCUGGCACCUUUACAAGGUGACAAGGCACAUCAUGGUAAUACUGUAUUUUUCCGUACCAAAAUGGAAGGAUCGCCUGUUCAUUUCCCAGCUGUUCCAUGGGCCACAGACGUAUCAAAAGAAUUCGCCAACCUUUCAGGUCAGCUCGUCAAGUAUGGAGAGGAGAACGGCCCUGGUCCUCGCAUUGGGAACGGUGUUCUUGACCCAACAACGCGCCCACGCAUGAAGAAAUCUAUGACACAUUACUGGGAGUUUGGGCAAUUUUUGGAUCCGUACUCCUCAGGGGAGCAUAUAAGGGAUCAUCUCCUGCGAGCCAUUUACGGGACAUUCUCUAACGUUAAGAGGUUGGAGCCCGAAACAUAUGCCAACCUUGCGCUAGAUUGGGUCGCUUUUGUGCCUGCACAGGGAGAGUUUAGACGAUACAAGGGUGACUAUAUCCUGACGGAAAACGAUAUUCGGAAUCAUACCGCGUUCCCAGAUGCCGUUGUGCAAAACGAAGGGGCAUUCUGUCUCCAUAUCCCCGGUAAUAAAGACUACGAUUUCCGUCUCAAAGAUUGGGAAUGGGACGAGCGAGAUGGGAAGCCCUAUGACAUUCCGUUCCGCUGUCUCUACUCUACAAAUAUCAGCAACCUAAUGAUGGCGGGGAAGCAUAUCAGCACGACUCACGUUGCUUCAUCAAACACAAAGUUUAUGGGUAACGGAGGUCAACAUGCCACUGCUGUUGCAGCAGCAGCUCACUUAUGCAGAAAAUACAACAUGACACCUCGAAGUAUCUGCAAGAAGCACAUACAUGAGAUGAGAGAUCUAGUUAACAGAAUCUCGGAGGAUGGUGUUACUGUACGAUCUAGUCACUUAUAA